Messenger RNA from Cylicocyclus nassatus, 1986 nucleotides. NCBI's taxonomy places the organism in Eukaryota, Metazoa, Nematoda, Chromadorea, Rhabditida, Strongylidae. The record is from the annotation of a GenBank genome assembly.
GGGUGGGGAAUGACUGCAGAGCGCGCUCGCGAGAGAGACGCAUACUGUGUCGCGGCUCCGAGCGGUCACCUUCCACCCGCCAAUCCUGUUGAAUCAAAGAAAAUGUCUGCUCCCGUGGCUCAAAGCACGGUCAACAUCAUCAAGUGCGAAUGUCGAGAUCAAGUCCUCAAACGUGUGGUUGUGUUCAACGAUCGAGCCGAGGUGAAGCGUCUCGUUGAGUGCAAGCUGGAACCAGGCUUGAAUGAAGUGCACAUCGAGAACGUGACCCAACGUAUCCUUGACGAUUCGGUUCGAGUGGAUGGACAUGGUGAUGGUGUCAUUCACGAAGUUCAACUUCGCGAUAAGCCUGCUGUUCAGGAAGAGACGGACUCUCCAAAGGUCGCUGCUCUUCGGGCGAAGUUCGACGAGAAAUCGAAGGAAGUGAAUUCACUUGAAGACCGUCAAACCAUUUUGGAAAGGAGGGUGGAAGUGCUGGAUGAAAUUGUUGGGGAGGUUGGUAAAAAUGCUGUCAAGCCUCCAGGUGAAGCAUCGCAGUCCUUCGCACUUAAUGCCGAAGCACUGGCAAAUCUGAGCAACUUUUACUCCUUCUACGAAGAAAACUCGAUGACCCUCCGCACCGAAAAGCGCAAUGUUGACCAAAAUCUGGAGAAAGCAAAGCGAGAACUGAGCGCUUUGAAAGCCGAGUUGCGGAUUGCAAAAGCAGAAAACUCAGCUCAUUACAGCAAGUCAAUCAUUAUUACCCUUGAAAGCGAAAAAGGUGGUCACGUGAAACUGGAAGUCAACUACCAAGUGCAUGGUGCCAGCUGGAGUCCAUCUUACGAUAUUCGUGUGGACACCAGAGGACAACAACCGUCGCUUAGGAUAACGUACUCUGGCAAAAUUUCUCAGACGACUAGAGAAGAUUGGUCGGACGCAUUAUUGGUGCUCUCUACGGCUCAGCCAUGUCUGGGCGGAAAUAUCCCGGAACUGGCAGUUCUUGAAGCAAUUUUGUAUCGCCCUCCUCCCCCUCCUGUUCCUGCUCCUACUAGCCUUCAGCGAGGAGGAGCUAUGCGACAUAUGAUGCUACGAAAGAGCGCUGCACCACGCACAACGUCUUCUUCCAGCGCUGAGGAGGAAUGUGGAGCAUCUUUGGAUAUGGCUGCUAUGGCACCUAGAAUGGCAGAGGUGGCACCGACAGGACAGCAUGCUUUGAGCACAGAGUUUGUGAUAGCUAAACCAGCUGCCAUUCCCUCGGAUGGAGCGGAGCAUAAGGUGACCAUUGGAAUUGUUGACCUAUCUCCGCAAAUGGUUCAUCAAUGCGUACCAUCAAAAAAUGCAAGCGCUUUCCUGACUGCAUUGGCAGUCAACAAUUCAAAACUCCCCUUUUUGCCUGGUGAUGCGACAGUUUACUUGAACAACAGUUUUGUAUCAAAGACGUCUCUCAAGAGUGUGUCUCCUGGAGAGAAGUUCUUUUGCUCACUUGGAGUUGACACAGCACUUCGGAUUGAGUACAAACCAGUCAAGAAGUAUCAUGAAGAGGUUGGAUAUAUCAACAAGAAUUCCUCAACGGUGUACGAGCAAGUGAUUGUUGUUAAAAACUCACGCAGCGAUGCAGCGUUGAUCACUGUCAAGCAACAAGUCCCCCGUAGCACUGAUGAGAAAAUCAAGGUACGCUUGAUCAACCCUACGGUAUCAACGUCCGAGGAGACGAGUAGCUCAGAUUUGACGGCAGCAGCAGAGCUCCCAAAGAAAGGUGCAAAAAUGAAGGGAGGCAUAUUGGAGUGGACAGUUUCGGUACCGAGUGGAAUAGCCAACGAAUUGCAUGUGAAAUGGGCUGUGGAACAUCCCGUAGGGGAAACGAUUGAAUUUGUUGAACGCCAGUGACGAUGGUGUCCUUGUUUCUUACUUUUUAUCAAGUGAAAUACUUUACUAUCAUUUCCUUCUGGAAUAUUCAUGCGUAAUUUUGUGGUAUUUCAUAGUUGUCAGUCAUCAUCUUAUACAUAAAAU